This is a messenger RNA of Synchiropus splendidus (mandarinfish), 1470 nucleotides long. RefSeq names its product ATPase family AAA domain containing 1b (gene atad1b). The record is from RefSeq and is a predicted model, not a curated record. NCBI's taxonomy places the organism in Eukaryota, Metazoa, Chordata, Actinopteri, Syngnathiformes, Callionymidae. Bases 25 to 1263 code for a protein of 412 amino acids. Gene Ontology annotation, cellular component: mitochondrial outer membrane. Gene Ontology annotation, molecular function: ATP binding; ATP hydrolysis activity. The transcript has 10 exons.
UUAUCUGCAAUGCAGAAUUAAACAAUGCUAGCAGUGUGCUAUUUGAAGCUCGAACGCUUGGGUGCAGUAUUGUCACACGAGGGUCUUCACUGCCCGACAAUUACCGGAGACGGAGAAGAAGAAGCCGCGUGUGGAAUACAAAGUCGUCGGAGACGUCUCAGGAUCACCAUGGUCCUCAGAGAGGUUCCUGUGGAAAGCGUGGCUCGCCCUUUGGGGCGCAACGAAGUCAUUGGCCUCCUUUUCCGUCUAACGGUUUUUGGGGCUGUCACCUACUUCACCAUCAAGUGGAUGAUUGAUGCCAUUGACCCAACCAGGAAGCAGAAAGUGGAGGCUCAAAGACAGGCUGAGAAGUUGAUGCGUCAAAUCGGAGUGAAGAACGUCAAGUUGUCAGAGUAUGAAAUGAGCAUUGCCGCCCACCUGGUCGAUCCACUCUCUAUGCAGGUUGCCUGGACAGAUAUUGCGGGGCUGGAUGAUGUUAUCACAGAGUUAAAAGAGACCGUCGUCCUGCCAGUCCAGAAGAGGCAUCUUUUCCGAGGGUCCCGUCUCCUACAGCCCCCAAGAGGUGUGCUGCUGUAUGGUCCUCCGGGCUGUGGCAAGACUCUGAUUGCCAAGGCAACAGCAAAAGAGGCAGGGUUUCGCUUCAUCAACCUUCAACCCAGCACUUUGACGGAUAAGUGGUACGGCGAAUCACAGAAGCUCACAAAUGCUGUCUUCUCAUUGGCUGUCAAGCUGCAGCCAUCGAUCAUCUUCAUCGAUGAAAUAGACUCAUUCCUCAGGAGCCGCUCCAGUACUGACCAUGAAGCAACCGCAAUGAUGAAAGCUCAGUUUAUGAGUCUGUGGGAUGGAUUGGAUACCGACCACUACUGUCAGGUGAUCGUCAUGGGAGCGACAAACCGGCCACAAGAUCUGGAUUCUGCUAUUCUACGGAGGAUGCCAACCAGGUUCCACAUCAAUCAACCAGGUCUUCGUCAGAGGGAGGAAAUCCUUAAACUGAUACUGGAGGACGAGAACGUUGACUCGUCAGUUGACCUCAGCUACGUUGCCAAGGAGACGGAGGGAUUUUCGGGAAGUGACCUCAGAGAAAUGUGCCGGGACGCAGCCCUGUUGUGUGUCCGUGAUUUCGUCCACAUGCAGGAGGACAGUCCGUUGGAGGAGUCUGUGCGGCCGCUCUGUCAGUCCGAUCUCCAGAAGUCCAUCGACAAGAUGAGGAAGUCUAAGCAGGCUGGUGGCCAUGUUUCCCUGCUGCAUGCUGCCCUGGACUGAUCAUGGGAUGUUCCCUUUAAGUGCCACUGUGUGUAUGCAUGUGUGCCUGUUUGUGUCUGUCUCUCUGUCCAAUGUAAUGAGAAGAGAUGCUGCUAAAUCAUCUUGUUCAUGAUGCAAAUCAAUGUUAUUGUAAAUAAGGUUUUUAUCAAUAAAGGGGAGAUUGUGGAUUACUUGGAACACAGUCCUUGUAUUAUGGUUUCCAGUCAA